This is a messenger RNA of Anastrepha obliqua, 966 nucleotides long. RefSeq names its product glutathione S-transferase E14 (gene GstE14). The transcript has 5 exons. Lineage: Eukaryota; Metazoa; Arthropoda; Insecta; Diptera; Tephritidae. The record is from RefSeq and is a predicted model, not a curated record. Bases 55 to 858 code for a protein of 267 amino acids. Gene Ontology annotation, molecular function: glutathione transferase activity. Gene Ontology annotation, biological process: glutathione metabolic process.
AUUACAAUUCUGUUGAUUACUGACUGCAUUCACAUACCACAACAACAAGCAAAUAUGUCGAAAUUAUUGUUGUAUUACGACGAUGUUAGUCCUCCGGUACGUAGUUGUAUGCUGCUUAUCGAAUUGUUGGGCCUGGAUGUGGAGUACAAAUAUUUAGAUUUGUUCAAAGGUGACCAAUUGGAUAAGGCCUUCUUAGAGCUAAAUCCAAAUCAUACAGUGCCCACUUUGGUCCACAAUGACCUGGCCAUUACCGAUAGCCAUCCGAUUCUUAUGCAUCUUUGUGAGAAAUUCGAAAAGUCGAAUGAAGGCGAGGAAUUGUGGCCACGAAACUAUGAGGAGCGCAUUCGAGUGCUAAAUAUGCUCUUUUUCGAAUGCUCUGUGCUUUUUCGAAGAGACAGUGAGUUUUUGUCCGCUAUUGUUCGCGGUGGCUUUGACAGUGUCAAUUUUCCUUUGCACGAACGUAAAUUACUGGAGGCCUACAAUAUGCUGGAAUCAUAUUUACGCCGGCACAAAUAUAUGGCUUGUGAUCGUAUGACGAUUGCCGAUAUCUCCAUCGUGACCACAUUGAGUACGGUGAAUCUAAUGUUUCCGAUUGCUGCUGGCGCCGCAGAUAAAUGGCCUCUGUUGAAUGAUUGGUUCGAGCGCAUGCGAGCAUUGCCUGUGUAUCACAUCAAUCAGACGGGACUGGAGAAGCUACGCGUUGUUAUUGAACGAAUUGGUAAAUUUAAAUUUCCAACAAGCAAAAUUGAAACAAGCGAGUGCGAUAAGAAGCAGGAAAUUACGAAAGAACAAGGAAGUGAUGUGAAGCAAGAAAAUGUUGACGAAAAUAAGCAAACCGAUAUUCCGAACGAUGAUUAAAUUGCACUGAUUGCGGAGGACUUGAGUGAAGAGAAAUUUUUAUAUUCUAUGUUGUGAAAUUUUAAUUAAAAUAUUUGAUGCAUAAUAAAUACUUAUUUAUAUAUUGAC